GUUGAGGUUGAGAGAGAGAGAGAGAGAGAGAGAGAGAGAGAGGGAUCCACAGUGAAGGAGAGAUGUCUGACCUAGACCGUCAAAUUGAGCAGUUGAAGAAUUGCGAGCCGCUGAAGGAGUCUGAAGUUAAAGCUCUUUGCCUCAAGGCUAUGGAAAUCCUCGUCGAAGAGAGUAACGUUCAGAGAGUUGAUGCCCCCGUUACCAUAUGUGGAGACAUCCAUGGGCAGUUUUAUGACAUGAAAGAGCUUUUUAAAGUAGGAGGCGAUUGUCCAAAGACGAACUACUUAUUUCUUGGCGAUUUUGUUGACAGAGGAUUUUACUCAGUUGAGACAUUUCUACUUCUACUUGCUCUUAAGGUGAGAUAUCCAGAUCGGAUAACUCUCAUCAGGGGGAACCAUGAAAGCCGUCAAAUCACACAGGUUUACGGAUUUUAUGACGAGUGCCUUCGCAAAUAUGGCUCUGUGAAUGUUUGGAGAUACUGUACCGAUAUUUUUGAUUACUUGAGUCUCUCGGCUCUUAUUGAAAACAAGAUAUUUAGCGUCCAUGGUGGUCUCUCUCCUGCCAUAACAACACUAGAUCAGAUUAGAAUAAUUGAUCGAAAGCAAGAAGUACCUCAUGACGGUGCCAUGUGUGACCUACUGUGGUCUGAUCCUGAAGACAUUGUAGAUGGUUGGGGUUUGAGUCCUCGAGGUGCCGGUUUCCUGUUUGGUGGCAGCGUAGUUACUUCUUUUAACCACACGAAUAACAUUGAUUAUAUUUGUCGAGCUCAUCAGUUGGUAAUGGAAGGAUACAAAUGGAUGUUUAAUAAUCAGAUAGUUACAGUCUGGUCAGCUCCUAAUUAUUGUUACAGAUGUGGUAAUGUAGCUGCUAUACUUCAACUGGAUGAGAACCUUAAUAAACAGUUUUGUGUCUUCGAUGCUGCUCCACAGGAUUCAAGAGGAAAUCCAGCCAAGAAACCCGCUCCAGAUUACUUCCUCUGAAACCCAACCAAAGAAAACAAAUGCUCAUCAUUUCGUGUAUGUUCCAAACCGAUAAAACGAUAGACAAAUUGUGCAGUCGCAUGGUGCAGACGGUUUCACAAAACCAUGGGAAUCAAUGCCAUUGGACAAGGAUAUUCCUUAAGCAGCAAAAAGCUGUGAUCACUUAGGAUGCUUGAGUUUAGUUUCCUGGUUUUACCCGUUAUUUGUUGUUGAUGUGUUUACAUGUAAUGAGUGCAUUAGAAAUUGUCAUGUAAAAUGCAGAUUCCUCCAAACAAAUGAUGCCUCCUGCUGAUGAUGAUGAUGAUGAUGAUGAUGGGGUCUUCCAAAAGGAGGUGCUCUCAGUAUUCCAUGGCGGUAAGGAUAUGUUUGUUGACA
This is a messenger RNA of Cucurbita pepo subsp. pepo (vegetable marrow), 1355 nucleotides long. RefSeq names its product serine/threonine-protein phosphatase PP-X isozyme 2. The record is from RefSeq and is a predicted model, not a curated record. Lineage: Eukaryota; Viridiplantae; Streptophyta; Magnoliopsida; Cucurbitales; Cucurbitaceae. Gene Ontology annotation, molecular function: protein serine/threonine phosphatase activity.